GACAGAACCCAACCGGACAGUUCUGAUCGCCUUUCUAUUAGGGUUUCUUUGAAUAGUAUAAAAAUAUGUUUCCAGAUCUUUAUAAAACGCUGUGACACAGGAGAAUGUGAAACUUGAGUAAGAUAAGUAGAUUAAUAACAAAGGCUUCGUUAUUCACAUCACCUUGACUGAAAUAUCCCAAAACUAUUUUCUUUUAAACGCUAAUUCAAAUUAAAGAGUAGCUUUUGUUUGAUAAACACACAGACGACUUUCUGACGUAAGAACAGUGCCAGAAGAUGUGUGUGUGAAGAGCAAAAAGAGCAGUUCACAUGGAUAUCCUUCUGAAACUUGUUUAACAGGGUGGAGUGUAUCAAUACUUUUGAAGGAGAACUUCAAAAUACUUGAAAAUACGGCAUGAGAGCAUGCAACGAGCAUAAGGUCAACGAAAACACUUCUCAGAAACGAAAUAAACAAUAUAUUUGCAGGCUGGCAGGCAAACAGGACAAAAACCACACGCAUAUCAAAGACGAGAACCGUGCUUAACAAAAUCCUUUAAAUAAACACAAAUAUAUUCCUCUCUUAAACGUUUUGUUUUGCAGAAUUUUCCAGCAAUGGGCAACAAGCUGUCAGCUCUGAAAGAACACGGCUACUCUCUAGUGAGCGAAGAGGAGAAUAAGGUCCUGGUGAAAAAUGAAGGCGGUGAACAGUUUGUCAUUAAAAAGUUAAACGAUAACCAGGAGGAAUCAAUGUUUCUCUCCCGUCUCGAUCACCCACACAUUGUCCAGCACAAGGAAUUUAUCAGAGUUUCGGGCUGUUUGUAUCUUGUGCUGGAGCACUGUGAAGGUGGAGAUCUCGCUCAGAAAAUCCAAAAGAAAAGGACGGAUAUCAUGACGUUUUCUGAGAAUGAGAUUCUGGGCUGGAUUGUGAAGAUCUGCAUGGCUCUAAAGUACCUGCAUGAUCAACAGAUUCUGCAUAAACACCUGAAACCCAAGAGUAUAUUCUUCACUACAUUUGGAACCAUCCGUCUUGGAGAGUUUGGAGUGGUCCAUCAACGGUCCACUGAAGAUCAAGUAGCAGAAAAUACACCUUCUUCAUAUAUCGCACCUGAGAUUUUGAGCAGCCAACCUUAUGAUGAAAAAACUGAAGUCUGGAUGUUGGGGUGUGUCAUCUAUGAGCUGUGCAUGCUGGAGAGUGCGUUCCCUGAAACAUUCACAGUUGAAACUGUUACAAAGGUACUCACAUCCUCUUAUAAAGCUCUUCCUGAGACUUUCUCUGAGGAUCUUCGCCAACUGGUAACAGACGUACUUCAGACCAAUCCUGCAAAUCGCCCAUCUGUCAGUGAGAUCUUGACCAGACCUUUUAUCAUUCUCUAUCUCCGUGAAAAGAACAUGCAAACUAUUAAGUCCCUUUAUAGGACACUAGAGGAACUGAGAGCCCUGGCUGAUGAUUUGGAAAAAGUCCAUUUCAAAACAACUGUAGGCAGCCUCACCGGAGGUGUCCUAGGACUGGCUGGAGGAAUCACAUCCAUAGCUGGACUUAUUCUCUCUCCAUUCACUCUGGGAGCAUCUCUGAUAGUAACUGGUGUGGGAAUCGGUGCGGCAGUGGCUGGAGGAGUAACAGCUGGCGCCAGCAAUAUAACAAACAUGGUUAACCAGAAAACCAAUCGACAAAAGAUCAAAACGCUCAUAAAAGAGUUCCAAGAAAAAUUCAGUUCCACAGUUUGCUGCAUCCAAAACAUCCAGACAGCCGUGGAAACUUUGCAGCAGUGGUCCACAAGUGAUGACUCGUUUUCCAAUGCAAGCCCUGGUGCAAAUGCUGGAGCUCGACUCGGGCGAGGACUGGGAGAUCCGGAGAUUCUCCGUCUAAUUGAAGUUGUAAAUGUAGGAAAGGUCGCAGCUCAGGCUGCGAGAGCUGUUCGUUUGGCUGAAGCAGCUACUGGAGUCUUGUCUGCACUCUUUGUAGCUGUUGAUGUCUUCUUUGUUUUUCUGGACUCCAGGGAAAUCCACAACAUCCGCCAAGAUUAUGCACAAAGAGAGAACCAACGAGAAUCAGAAUCCACAAGCAACCAAACUGCUGGGUCGACUGACCAGGGGCCAAACAACAGUGAGACAACGAACCUGCUGCCUUCAGAUGCUCAGCAGGCAGAAGAGCUGAAGUCUGAGACCAUGAAGUUUGUGACAAAAAUAAAGGAGAUGACAGAGGAGCUUCAGAAAAUUCUGGAUACACUUCGAGAUGCGCUGCAGCCAAACUGAGCUGCUAAACACUGACCACAAAAAUUGUCAGUCAGAGUCCGAGAUUAUAGUCAUAGCAAAGCUGGUGGUUUUAACUGUAUGUUUUGGGCUUUUGUGAUAAAAUAUCCAAAUUAGCAUUGCUAGUUUCAAUAAAGCAAAGACAAAGCAAUAAAUUAAGCUUAGCGUUCCCAUAAUUUUAAGAAUCUGUAUCGGGACUUCUUUUGAUGUUUUGAAAAUCAGAAAAUACAAGCAUUAAAAUCUUUUUCUGUAUGUGAGUGGCUGCUUAUUUACUUAUCUUUCACUUCUUCUGAAAUAAAUUUAUCAGAAAUGCUAACAUGUACA
Molecule: messenger RNA, 2552 nt
Organism: Puntigrus tetrazona (Sumatra barb)
Lineage: Eukaryota; Metazoa; Chordata; Actinopteri; Cypriniformes; Cyprinidae
Product: serine/threonine-protein kinase PLK4-like
Biological process (GO): lipoprotein metabolic process; protein phosphorylation; lipid transport
Cellular component (GO): extracellular region
Molecular function (GO): lipid binding; ATP binding; protein kinase activity
Source: RefSeq, a predicted model, not a curated record